AUGGAGAGAGACCUACUGAUGCCAUCUGGUGAUGCGGGGCCGAGUAUUGGUGCUGACUUUGAGGCUGCGGACUCGGCCCUGCUCGAAGACAUGCAGUCUCACAGUCCUCCAGGGAAGCACGCCGUCUCAGUUCUUUGGUCGUUUGGAAAAUGCCUCGGUGCACUGCUGCCUGUAUACUUGGCGGGUUACUUUGGAUUCAGCAUCAGUUUAGUGGCGUUCGGUCUCAUUGUUUAUAUGGCAUGGAAACACAGCCGUGAUGGCAAGCAAGCGCGACUGGACUCCGCCAUGUAUGUAUUGCAGAACGAAAAAGCUUUCACCACUUCAGCGGUCUUCAGAAGUAAACGUGAUUUACCUGCAUGGGUGAACUUCACAGAUGUGGAGAAAGUUGAAUGGCUUAACAAGAUUCUCCUUCAGGCCUGGCCCUUUGUUGGCCAGUUUUUGGAGAAGCUGUUGGUGGAAACGAUUGCGCCCACCAUCCGAGCCUUAAACACCCACCUACAGACAUUCAGUUUCACCAAAGUUGACUUGGGAGAGAAGGCCCUGAAGUUAGUUGGUGUGAAGGCACACACAGAACAUGAUAAACGUCAGGUGCUUCUGGACCUGUACAUUAGCUAUGCUGGAGAUGUCGAGAUUAACGUGGAGGUGAAGAAAUAUUUCUGCAAAGCUGGAGUGAAGGGCGUUCAUCUGCAUGGAAAACUAAGGGUUAUUCUGGAACCACUGAUUGGAGAUGUUCCCAUUGUUGGUGCCAUUACCAUGUUUUUCAUCACCCGACCUAAGCUGGACAUCAAUUGGACGGGGUUGACUAACUUGUUAGACAUCCCAGGACUUAAUGCCCUGUCAGACAAUUUGAUAAUGGAUGCAAUCGCCUCUCACCUGGUCCUACCCAACCGCCUCACCAUCCCUUUGGUGGCUGACCUGCACGUAGCACAGCUCCGCUCCCCCCUCCCACGGGGUAUUGUCCGUAUCCACCUGCUGGAGGCAGAGAACCUGGCUGCCAAGGAUAACUACAUCAAGGGAGUGCUAACUGGGAAAUCUGACCCUUAUGCAGUGCUGCGUGUGGGAACCCAGGUCUUUGUCUCCCACCAUGUUGACAAUAACCUGAACCCACAGUGGAGGGAAAUGUACGAGGUGAUUAUCCAUGAGGUGCCUGGUCAAGAGUUGGAGUUGGAAGUUUUUGAUAAAGACCCAGAUCAGGAUGACUUUCUGGGAAGAGUCAAGUUGGAUCUGGGGAUCGUAAAGAAAGCAACAAUACUGGAUGAGUGGUUCACCCUGAAAGAUGCUCCAUCUGGCCAAGUCCACCUCAGACUGGAGUGGCUCUCUCUGCUGCCCUCUGCUGAGCGCCUGAGUGAGAUUCUUCAGAGGAAUCAAAGCAUCACCAUCACCAGUAAGACUACAGAAUCGCCCUCGUCAGCCAUCUUGGCCGUGUAUUUGGACAGAGCCCAGGACCUACCUAUGAAAAAAGGCAGUAAAAACCCAAGCCCCCUGGUCCAGCUGUCCGUACAGAGCACUGCCAAAGAGAGCAAGAUUGUUUAUGGCACCACCAACCCAGUCUGGGAAGAUGCGUUUACUUUUUUCAUUCAGGACCCUGGCAAACAAGACAUUGAAAUUCAGGUGAAGGAUGAAGACAAGACUCAGACCCUGGGCUCUCUGUCCAUUCCUCUCCCUCGUCUUCUGGCCAGUCCUGAACUGACCAUGGACCAGUGGUUCCAGCUGGAGAGAUCAGGACCUGCCAGUCGCAUCUACAUGAAAGCUGUACUGAGGUUGCUGUGGUUAAAUGAAGAAGCGAUUCCUACCAGCCCAGUUUCUCCCUAUCCCUCUGAUCCCAUACCAGGGGAGGGGGAGGGGGACAUGACAUCAGAGAAGGGGGGGUCUACUGUAACACCCACUCCGACACCCACACGACCCCAGCACACAAGCCCAGACCCUGGCUUUGCCUCUGAGGGGGUUUUGCGAAUUAACCUCGUCGAGGCCGAGAACCUGGUUGCCAAGGACAACCUGAUGGGUGGUAUUGUGAAAGGCAAGAGUGACCCCUAUGUCAAAGUGCGUGUGGGUGGCAUCACAUUCAAGAGUCAUGUGGUCAAAGAGAACCUCAAUCCAACGUGGAAUGAACUCUAUGAGGUGGUUCUGACACAGCUGCCGGGUCAGGAGGUCCAGUUUGAGCUGUUUGAUAAAGAUCUGGACCAGGACGACUUCCUGGGCAGAUUUAAGAUAGGUCUAAGAGACCUCAUUGACUCACAGUUCACUGAUGAGUGGUACACGCUGAAUGAUGUGAAAUCUGGACGAGUUCAUCUCGUGAUGGAAUGGCUGCCCAGAGUCACAGACCCCAACAGACUUGAAGAGAUCCUGCACUAUCAGUCCCUGCUCUCCUAUCGGAACAAAGCAGUUCCGUCAGCUGCUCUGCUCUUUGUGUAUGUGGAGAGGGCUCACGGCCUGCCUCUGAAGAAGAGUGGGAAAGAGCCCAAAGUAGGGGCUGAGAUCUCACUUAAAUCUUUCUCAUACCGCACCAAAAUCGCCGAACGCUCUACUUCUCCACGCUGGGAUGAAGCGUUUUAUUUUCUGGUUCAUAACCCAAAAGAGGACGUGAUCGUGGUGAAGCUCUCCCACAGUUGGGGUCAGGCCCUAGGAUCACUGGAGCUGCCCAUGAGAGACCUGCUCUCUGAGGAGGGAAUGCUGUUGGACCGCUGGUUCCCUUUGGAAGGGUCUCUCCCAGAGAGCCAGAUACUAAUCAGAGCUGAACUCAAGCUACUGGACUCCAAAUUGGUAUACUGUCAAGAUGGGACAGGGGAAGGGGAACAUAUCGUCCCCAGCAGAGAGACAGCUACCUCGACCAAUCAGGAGUUCCGACACAGGGCAGCACCCACCCAUGGUAUUGAGGCGGAUGAGAGUGGGCGGGGACAGGUGAAGCUGUCAGUCAAAUACUCCACAGAAGAGAAUAGGUUGGUCAUCACUGUUCACGCCUGCAGGAAUUUGCCAUCCCGCUCCAAGGACGGUUUGGAUGCUUAUGUCUCCUUCAGCCUUCAGCCAGACAAGAACAGAGCCACUAAAAAGAAGACCAGUGUCAAGAAGAGAGACCUCAACCCAGAGUUCAAUGAGAGGUUUGACUUUGACCUCUCUCUGGAGGAGUCAAUGCACAGACACCUCGACCUGUCUGUGAAAAACAGCGUUUCCUUCAUGAGUCGAGAGAAAGAGCACGUUGGCAAGCUUCUGCUGGACCUGAAUCAGUUGGACCUCAAAUCAGGAGUGACACAGUGGUUCAAUCUGACAGAGGAUACCAAGUGA
Molecule: messenger RNA, 3279 nt
Organism: Chanos chanos (milkfish)
Lineage: Eukaryota; Metazoa; Chordata; Actinopteri; Gonorynchiformes; Chanidae
Gene: esyt1a
Product: extended synaptotagmin-like protein 1a
Exons: 31
Coding region: 1-3279 (1092 amino acids)
Biological process (GO): lipid transport
Cellular component (GO): endoplasmic reticulum membrane
Molecular function (GO): phosphatidylinositol binding; phosphatidylcholine binding; phosphatidylethanolamine binding
Source: RefSeq, a predicted model, not a curated record